GAUUGAUAUAGAAACCCCAUACAUGCCCAUUUUCAUCACACUGGCAUUGAAUUACUGCACUAUAGCCAUGUUAAUUUCCGAUGGGGAAUUGCCAGUGGGACACAUUUAAAGGAUAUACACAAUCAACCAUGCCUUUAACACGCUGUGAGUCUAUCAUGAUUGUACAUGUAGAAGUGACGUUGACACUGCCGUCUAAAUCCUCUACUACAGCCUGUGGUUAUACAGCCAUCUCCAGGUAUAUCACUUUUUCCAUCAGUCAUCUAUUCAUACAUGCAGUGAUUUAGCUGUGUAUAUGGUGAAGUUAUGUUAGGUGCCAAGUGACUCGUUUCUCAAACGUCCAAAGCCAAUCAUGAGAUUAACACCAAAACUUGUGGUGAAACUUGUCGGUGUCAUUUUCUUCAUCUUGUUCCUGUUCUAUUACCAAAUGGAGAAAACACAACAAGGUCAACUGUAUGUAACAAGAAGGAAAGCGGGAGACUCCUACCUGAUUGAAAAUCAUGAAAUUUUAAGAAAUGCUAACAGAGUGGACCAAGAGGACAGUAUUGCCAACAACAAGUUGAAAUUUUUUCCAAAUCAUGUGGGCCCUGGUGAUGACCAUCUCAGGGUCGUUACACAGAUGGCGGAGACACACGCACCAACUGCAGUCUUUAGAAAAGAUGUUUUAGGAAACUAUGAACAAGAACAAAAAGUCAGAACUGGACCUGGAGAAUAUGGCACACCUGUUUACACCUCCAUGGCAGAGAAAGUGUCUGCCGAUCGCUCGUACAACACGUACGGCUUCAAUAUGGUCGCCAGCGAUAAGAUUUCAUUGGACAGGAAUGUUCCAGAUUCAAGAAUGAAGGAAUGUAAAUACUGGCAUUACCCCGAAGUUGAAAAUCUUCCCACUGCCAGUGUAAUUCUUGUUUUCAUGAAUGAAGGCUGGUCGACCUUACUAAGGACAGUCCAUAGUGUCAUCAAUAAGAGUCACCCCAAGUUACUUAAGGAAGUGAUCUUAGUGGAUGAUUGUAGUGAAAAAAAUCAUUUAAAAUCGAAAUUAGAAGAAUAUAUCAAGCGCUUUGAUGGUAAAGUGAAACUCUACCGUAACGAGAAGAGAGAAGGCCUGAUUCGUACAAGAACUGCUGGUGCCCGAUACGCCACCGGUGACGUCAUCAUAUUCCUUGAUGCGCAUUGUGAAUGCAAUAUCAACUGGCUGACACCGUUGCUGGCUAGGAUUGCUUACGAUAGAAAGAUCAUGGCUGUGCCGAUAGUUGACAGUAUCUCCAACAGAAACUUUGCUUACAGUUCCUCGUACAGUGGCAGGUCAACCUACCAGGGCAUUUUUGAAUGGGGCUUCUUGUAUAAAGAGGCAAGGGUACCAGAUAAGGAAUUGAAGAAAAGAACUUAUAACAGUGAGCCAUAUUGGUCCCCCACUCACGCUGGCGGUCUGUUUGCAAUGGACAGAAAAUAUUUCUUUGAGCUUGGAGCAUACGAUCCAGGAUUAUUGAUAUGGGGUGGUGAAAACUUCGAGCUGUCAUUCAAGAUCUGGCAGUGUGGUGGCAAGGUGGAGUGGGUGCCAUGUUCACAUGUGGGUCAUGUUUACAGGACUCGCACACCUUACAGCUAUGGAAAUCUAAAAGUACCAGUCGUUGAGCAGAAUUAUAUGAGAGUAGUUGAAGUCUGGUUGGAUGAUGAGUACAAAGAAUACUUCUAUACCCGGCAACCAGCAAUACGUGGAUAUCCAGUUGGGAAUCUCACAGCCCAGUUCGAGUUGAAGAAACGAUUAAAUUGUAAAAGUUUUAAAUGGUUCCUGGAGAAUGUAGCUUAUGAAGUGACCAAGCGAUUUCCACCUCCACCGCCAAAUAAAGUAUGGGGAGAGAUCAAACAUACUGGUAGUACCAUGUGUGUUGAUACGAUGGGUGCAACACCAGGUCAUGGAAAUCUAGGGUUGAGUCCCUGUCAUCAUGGCGGAGGCAACCAGCUCUUCCGAUUGAAUACAAAGGGCCAGCUGGCAACGGGGGAGCGAUGCAUCGAUGCUAGAAAAGGAGCAGAAGUUCCAAUGAUAAGCUACUGCUCUUCCGGCCAAAAUGGUCCUUGGGAUUAUAAUCAGGACACCAAACAAUUAACUGCUAAGGAACUGAAUCUGUGCUUAGAAGGAAUUGGUACUAGUCUCACUCUCAAUGCGUGUGAGGCUAAUAAGAAAGAUCAGCAAUGGGACAUUCAUGAAGUACAUCUUUGGUCGAAGAGGUAGGCCCAAAUCAAUCUCAAUUCACAUGGACAACAGUUUAGGCAAGGGAAUACAGUAGAACCUCUCCGCUAAGGGAGGUUCCACUGUAUAUCUGGAAAGGCGUUGACUUUUAGUGAAGCUUUGUCCAGCUGGAUUUUGUAAUACAGAGUUUGCAAUUCUGCAGAUUUCAGUAAUGCCUGAUCUGAUGAACAAUUUUUUUGGCAGCUGCAGAGCCUAUUCAACAGGACUGACCUGUACUGUGUCUACAUAUUGGUUUACUUUGUAAAAGUAUUAUUUUUGGCAAUGUAAACUCAAUAUACAUGAGCUUGUGAACAAUUGUGUUUCUUCAACAUACUGUUAACACAAUAAGUCAAUGCGUGUUACAUUUACGAGUCUGUUUAUUUCGGUAUCCGUAGUGAUUCAUGUGUCAAUAAAUACUCCAAAACAGAACAGAACA
Molecule: messenger RNA, 2660 nt
Organism: Lineus longissimus
Lineage: Eukaryota; Metazoa; Nemertea; Pilidiophora; Heteronemertea; Lineidae
Product: N-acetylgalactosaminyltransferase 7-like
Exons: 13
Coding region: 350-2227 (625 amino acids)
Biological process (GO): protein O-linked glycosylation
Cellular component (GO): Golgi apparatus
Molecular function (GO): polypeptide N-acetylgalactosaminyltransferase activity
Source: RefSeq, a predicted model, not a curated record